Rasamsonia emersonii CBS 393.64 is the source of this 766-nucleotide messenger RNA. Its product is annotated as Importin subunit beta-1. NCBI's taxonomy places the organism in Eukaryota, Fungi, Ascomycota, Eurotiomycetes, Eurotiales, Trichocomaceae. Gene Ontology annotation, molecular function: nuclear import signal receptor activity. The transcript is spliced from 4 exons. The record is from RefSeq and is a predicted model, not a curated record. The annotation marks the transcript as partial. Gene Ontology annotation, biological process: protein import into nucleus. Gene Ontology annotation, cellular component: cytoplasm; nucleus.
UAUCGUGUUUGCCGCUGUUGGUGCUGUUGCCAGUGCCUUGGAAGAGGAAUUCCUCAAGUAUAUGGAAUCCUUCACUCCGUUCCUCUACAACGCCCUCGGCAACCACGAGGAGCCGGGUCUCUGCUCUCUGGGUGUGGGCCUGGUUGGCGAUAUCACCCGCGCCUUGAACGAGAAAGUCCAGCCCUUCUGCGAUACUUUCAUGAAUCACCUGCUCAACAUCCUGACCAGCAGCGGCCUCCGAGACACGCUGAAGCCGUCCGUUCUCGUGACCUUCGGCGACAUUGCCCAGGCUAUCGGAACGCAGUUCAGCACUUACCUCUCUGUGGUUGGCCAGGUUCUUCAACAGGCUUCGACCGUGACCCUGGCUAACGAUGUGGAUGCUGAUACUGUUCACUAUGUGAUUUCGCUUCGUGAGGGUAUUAUGGAUGCUUGGGGAGGCAUUCUCUUGGCGUACAAGGGAACACCUCAGGUCGUCACUUUGCAACCCUACGUGGAAAGCAUCUUCCAACUGCUCCACAUCAUUUCCCAGGAUCCUCAUCGCAGUGAGGGUCUGAUGAGGUCCGCCAUGGGAGUCCUUGGUGAUGUGUCCGAUGCCUUCCCUAAUGGCGAGUUCGCUGCUUACUUCCGCAACGACUGGGUCACGGCCUUUGUGCGCGAGGUCAGGAACACCCCUACAUAUGGGGCGCGGACUAUCGACACUGCUCGUUGGGCGCGGGAGCAGGUCAAGCGUCAGAUCAACCUGGCGACUGCUGCGGCCAUGUCGUGA